Molecule: messenger RNA, 720 nt
Organism: Lobosporangium transversale
Lineage: Eukaryota; Fungi; Mortierellomycota; Mortierellomycetes; Mortierellales; Mortierellaceae
Exons: 2
Coding region: 1-720 (239 amino acids)
Source: RefSeq, a predicted model, not a curated record
AUGGCUACUUCCACAACAAUACCAUCCAAUAACGCUUUGUCUCCACAUCUCCUGCAAGCUCCCUUACGUAGUAACCUCACCUCUGUCUUUCCUGCCUCUGCUCCUUCUCACUGCUCGCAAAAUUAUCUUCAUGAAAUACCUCUCCGGGAGGGCCUCAGGCUGCCUACGGCUAAAGAGGGAACGAGUGGUGUCAAUAGAGCAGUAAACGCGCUUCAUGAGUCAGCAGACUUUAGGCUAGUCGAGCAGGCCGUUGCAAGGAUAGUUGCUGUUGCUCCUGCUCCUUUAUCCGUCCCGAAUCAUGUAGCAACUACUUUUAAUGUUUCUGCUGGUGAAAUGCAAGAGCCAGGCAGACCACAAGAAGGAGCCACAAUGACAACCACAGCCGAAGCUUCGUAUGCAUCUGGCGACAGCUGUAGCGCUCAAACAGAGGAUAUUAGCACUACCACCAUGAUACCUACUGCACCUACAAUUUCUACAGGCCAUGAACUUAACCACGACUUUCAACUUGACAGGCUUGGCUCUUCAGAGUCGCCUAUCCCAUCGAGCCAUGAAACGCAAAAGACUGCAGUCACUCUGCCUUAUCUUCCAAUCGCCGCUUCCAACAUGGCUUAUAAAUUUCGACGAGGCAAUAUCUCUACCAUUGGUAUUCACCCCGUCUUUGCCCUCUUUGCCAUUGAUAUCGUCGGCACCAUCGUCACCAACGUCAUCACCGUUGACUAA